Messenger RNA from Cooperia oncophora, 717 nucleotides. The record is from the annotation of a GenBank genome assembly. NCBI's taxonomy places the organism in Eukaryota, Metazoa, Nematoda, Chromadorea, Rhabditida, Trichostrongylidae.
AUGAUUCAGAUUUACGACAUUGCGAUUCACCAGCCCAUUUACAGGUCAUCGGCGAAGUCUGAAAUAGUGUUUCUUAAGUAUUCGAGAGAUGUUUCCGGUGUCGUUGACAAUUUGCGAUUGGUUCUUGAGCGGGCCGAUAAUCGGCUAGCAUUGCAUCUAUUUAGUAUGAAUGCCAUCUAUACAGUGUGCGCCCUGAUGCUACAAUAUCCAGAGCUGAAUGUGCUUGGAAGAAGUGAUGGGAUAGUCUUCGACAGUUGUCCUGUGAUUUUCGACGAAUCAAGUCCAAGGAGCUUUACUAAUCUUGCGGACGCCUUUGCGAAAUCAACGCUAAAAAACGCGACGCUCACCGCUCGCAUACAGUUCUUGUUGUGGAGGACCUACUUCAUAUUGGCAGUGCGUAUGUUUAUAGCGGAGCAAUUUGCUCGCUCUCUUAUGGGGGUGAGUCUGACGAAUUUCACCCCAUAUCACUUCAUUCGGGACCAUCCUUCCAUGCCUCGGAAUUUAUCAUUCGUUUAUUCCGACAAGGACACGAUUUGUCCACCAAAGUAUGUUUCCUUUCGUUGUUGGUUGUUAAAGAAGGGCAAUUACGCCCACUACCUGGUAUUUCGUAUGGAAUACAUCUUGCCUUUCGUACACACUAGAGUUCACCGUUUUUCGAUUGCAGAAGGACAAUCUGCGAAUUCCAUCACCAUAUGGCCAAGUCAGGGCGGAAUGUAG